Molecule: messenger RNA, 1246 nt
Organism: Anolis carolinensis (green anole)
Lineage: Eukaryota; Metazoa; Chordata; Lepidosauria; Squamata; Anolidae
Gene: cenpa
Product: centromere protein A
Exons: 5
Coding region: 160-657 (165 amino acids)
Cellular component (GO): nucleosome
Molecular function (GO): DNA binding; protein heterodimerization activity; structural constituent of chromatin
Source: RefSeq, a predicted model, not a curated record
UGCUUCCCGGUUUGUGAAGAUUCGAAAGACGUCGUUAGCGGAGCGGAUUGGCUGGCUUUUCAGGAGGGGGCGGGGUUUGGAACCUGGCGCGCAAAUUCGAACAGAAGGAACUGGAGAGAGAGGAACAACAACUGCUUUUGACUCGUUGCAGGAGGAGCCAUGCAGCGUGACACACCUCCCGGCCCCAGUUCCAGGAGAAACCCUACAACGCCUCCACGUCGAGGCACUGGGAGAUCUCCAGGCCGAGGCACAGGGAGAUCUCCACGAAGAGGCCGGUCGCCUCGACGCUCUCCGCGGGCUUCUCGCAGGCGACAACCCGCUGCGGAAGGAGGAACCCCACGGCGUCGGCGACGAUACCGACCUGGCCAGCUUGCCAUGCUGCAGAUCCGAAAAUAUCAGAAAAGCACCAACCUGCUCAUUCCGAAGUUGCCUUUUGGCCGUGUGGUACGAGAGAUCUGCCUCGAUUACACCCGGGGGGUUGAUAUGCAGUGGCAGGCAAUGGCGUUGCUUGCUUUACAGGAGGCGGCUGAAGCUUUCCUUGUGCACCUCAUGGAGGACGCCUACAUCUGCUCCAUCCACGCCAAGCGCGUCACCCUCUUCCCCAAAGACAUACAAUUAGCUCGCCGGAUCCGUGGAUUCCAAGAGGGAUUGGGUUAGGGUUACGCUGUCUCUGGAUUGAACUUUUGCUGAAAUUUUGGACACUGUGCUUAACUCUUCCAAUGGCCAAGAGUAAAUGAGGCAAUUCUCUUCCUGGGGUUGGUGGGAUGGAUAGGUUGCAAUUUUGCCGUUAAGCACUUAAAUAUUUUUGAGGAUUUUUAAAGGUCAAAUGUUAUAUUGUCCUCGGAGUUUUCCACAAGUUGCUCUGUAUCACCUUGCUCCUUUUUCCGAUCGUCAUUAUCUAAUUCAUGUCUUGGAUAAGAGCUGGUCGAAAUAAUACUGGUUCCUUCAUUAUUUCAAGACUUUCCAGAAUCAUAUUUAGCUCAAAUGGGGACGCUAGUGGGAGAGGGGAAACUGUAUUAGAAGGGUAGAAAGCAAAGCUGCCUUGUGCUUUUUUCCCAACUGGAAGUCGCAAUCUGGUCAAAAAUGGGUUUGAAGUUUCAUUGGUGGUUUUCCUCUUUCAAAAGUCGAAAAAACAACAAUGAGGUGUUGGGAAGAGCAAGAGACGUGGACCAUGCAAAACACAAGAGUCUGUCAAAUAUUGAUUUUAAAUACAAAACGUUAAAUAAAACGGGUUUAAAUAUUUCUA